This is a messenger RNA of Mya arenaria, 3808 nucleotides long. RefSeq names its product alpha-mannosidase 2x-like. Gene Ontology annotation, molecular function: carbohydrate binding; alpha-mannosidase activity. The record is from RefSeq and is a predicted model, not a curated record. Gene Ontology annotation, cellular component: Golgi membrane. The transcript has 4 exons. Gene Ontology annotation, biological process: mannose metabolic process; N-glycan processing; protein deglycosylation. NCBI's taxonomy places the organism in Eukaryota, Metazoa, Mollusca, Bivalvia, Myida, Myidae. The coding region runs from base 167 to 3451 and encodes 1094 amino acids.
UUGAGUAAAGAUUUGGAUUCCACCUUGAUCAAAUAUCAAAACGCGCUCGAUAAUGUUACUUUUGGUUGUAAACCAUGUUUGGGCUGCGUACUCCAGGUAUUACAGUAGGGAGAUAAACUACUGUCAAUAGUGGGAUAGUAAACACGGAGUUAAGAUAACAGAAAACAUGGGAUUUUCGCAACAAAUUCCAUGGCGGAAGGUGAAGCUGAUUUGUUUGGUGAGUGUCCUCGUGAUAGUCAUGCACAUUCUCUGGACUUUUACAGCGACUUCUUUAAGUGAGGACCCUGCGAUGGAAGUGAGAAGAGGGCGCCCCGACAGCUAUGAAGUGAAUAUGCAUGGACAUAUAUUUCCGAGUAUUGAAAAAACAAAAGUAGUCCAACAAUAUUGUAAGAAAGUAGAUCCGAUUCGGGGGGUGAUUUCAACGUACGAUUUACCAGAAGAGACAGACUAUAGCUUAAAUACGAAUGGAAAAUAUCCGAUUCCGCAAGAACUUUAUGAAGCAGAUAAAAAUGGAACUGUUGAUGACCAGAUAGAAGUGAUUCUCGUGCCCUUCUCGCACGCUGAUCCGGGUUAUGGGAUGACGUUCGAAGGAUAUUAUACACAGCGAUUUGUUCACGUGUUCAGCAAUAUGGUGGACUAUCUGACGUCACACGGGAACAUGACGUUUCAAUGGGCGGAGACGGUCUACCUCGAGCGCUGGUUCCGGGAAAUAAACGAUGAAAUGAAAAAGAAGGUGCGGGAACUUAUCAGACGCGGUCAGUUGGAAAUAGUUCUCGGAGGAUGGGUCAUGCCGGACGAAGCAUCAACACAUUACCAACCCGUGGUGGACCAAUUAAUUGAAGGUCAUCAGUGGUUACAAGAAAAUCUUGGUGUCACACCCACAAACGCCUGGAUAAAUGAUCCGUUCGGCUAUUCGUCCACUAUGCCGUACCUUUGGAAGAAAAGUGGCAUUGACAAUAUGGUGAUUUUGCGCAUACACCAGGCUAUCAAAUCAACGAUUAUACGUAAGCGCGGGAUGGAUUUCAUGUGGCGACCAUAUUGGAACAGCAAUAAUAACAACGAUAUUCUCACCAAUUUAAUGCCAUAUUUCGGCUACUGGCCUGGCGACGUGUGCGGACCAGACCCAUCAAUUUGUAGCCAGUUCAACUUCCUUCAUUUACCGAGCACAGAAGCUAAACCAGUUACUGAUCAAAAUGUCCAUGAACUGUCGGAGAAACUGUACAAGACAUAUAGGUUUACCUCCAGGAUCUAUCAGUAUAAAACGCUGGUAAUGUUCCUGGGCGAGGAUGCAUCUUACGACAAUAGGAAUGCUUUCAAAGACGUACAUGAGAAUUUCGGUAAAUUAAUAAACUACAUUAAUGGAAAACCAGAGUGGAAAAUGAACGUUCGAUUUGGAACAAUUAGGGACUAUUUUGAAAAAGUAAGAAGAAACGAAAAGGAAAUGAAAACAGUAAGAUCUGAAAAUCAAUUUCCAGUAAUCAGCGGAGACUUUUUCCCCUAUUCUGACUACGAGCAUGAUGUUUGGACAGGAUACUUUACCACAAGGAUAUGGAUGAAACGUUUUACCCGCGAAAUCGAACCUGUCAUUCGAGCAGCCGACGUUUACAGCGUGAUAAUGUAUUACCGCUGUAUCGUCGGUAAUAAGUGUGGUACUAACGUCAAUGGUACGUUUAAUGAUGUGAUGAAGUUACUGAGGGAAGCUAGGAGGGAAGUUGGAAUGUUUCAGCACCACGAUGGUAUCACGGGGACCUCUCUUCCGUUUGUUGUUAAUGAUUAUGAAGAACGUUUACAGCGUGCAUUUAGAUCAGCGCGGUCGGCAUUGGCAACAACAGUAAGCACCCUUUUGUCAGGAGGAAGAGUGACGUCAUCACAGGCCCUCAUGAACGUACUCGAGAAACAAAAUGCCAAAACAAUUUUAGGUUUAAGAGAACUUAAACUUAAGCCCGACGGAAUGAAACUUGUAGUCGCAAACUCUGUUGUACGAAAUUCUGAAGAUGUAGUAAAUUUCCUCUUAACAAGAGAUGACAUCGUGAUUUUAGAUGCAUUUGACAGAAAUGUUAAUUUCCAAGUGUCUGAACCCCCUGGGGGUGUACACAGGGCACUGAAAAUGAUUUCAUUUAAAACUGCUCUGUCGCCAUAUGAACUUAAAACAUUUACAGUCAAGCUUUCAUCAGAUAAAGGUCAAAAACCUGCCAGAACUAACACGUUACAGGGAGAACUUAAUUCGGACGAACCCAAGGUUAUGACAAUUGCAAACAAGUACAUUGAAGUAAAGGUAAACGCACUCACGGGCAACUUAGUAAGCAUAAAGAAUAAUAAUGGGAAAACCACAACUUUGAGGUCAAGCUUCAUGAAAUAUAAACCCGACAAAAGCGGUGCGUACCUUUUUGGACCUUUUGGGCAAGCCGAGCCGAUCUCUCCAAUUGUUGACGGAAAGCCAACCAUUCAAGUUGUCCGUGGAGAAAUGUUCUCCGAGAUAAGAGUUUCACAUAAGUCAGGAUUUGAACAACGGUUCACUGUUUACAAUGUGGAUGAUAUAAAGGGCACGGGGUUGUAUAUCACAAAUGAAAUUACCAUGAGAAUAGAACCUUCCUUAAAAAAUGCUGAGCUCAUUAUGCGUUUCGAGACGGAUAUUGAAAAUGGAAAUAUAUUGUAUACCGACCAAAAUGGGUUUCAGUUGAUGGGAAGAAAAACUUAUUCAAAUAUGACAAUUGAGAUGAACUAUUACCCUAUUUCUACCAUGGCGGUAAUAGAAGACAGUGCUAGACGACUCACCGUACAUGCUGGCCAGUCUCACGGGGUGGCGUCGCUAAGAGAAGGUUGGCUGGAGGUAAUGCUGGACAGGAAUGUUCAGAGGGAUGAUAAGAAGGGUCUUGGACAGGGAGUCAACGAGAUGGAGCUCGUUCUCACCGAAUUCGUCAUACAGGUAGAGCAUAAAUCAUCGCUGGAACCAGUUACAGAGCGGCGAUACACGUAUCCAUCAAUAAACAGUCUUAUAUUAAACGAGAAGUUACAAAAUAAAGUACAUGCCUUUUCAAUUGAACAUAGCGCUGGUGAUUUCCAUACUGGCCUGCAAACUUUCUCUGACAUUUUAUCUUGCAAUGACUUUAUUGUUGGUUUGCGAAUGUUAUUGAAAGAAGAUCUUUCACCAAGAGGAAUAAGUCUAGUUUUACAUCGGAAGUCAUCAAGCUGUUUAUUUCCGAAGGAAAGGGUUAUGUGUUCAACAGACAAUGUAUCACUUCAUGUGGAUACGUUCUUAAGUGCCUUAAACAUAAGUAAAACAUUAACUAGAUCUGUAGCUGAAACUUCUUUGUCUCAUUUACAUACAUUAAAGACCUUGGACUUCGGGUCAGAUAUCCGGCCACAGCAAGGUGAGCUAAGAAGUUUCGUCAUUACACCUGCAAACGCCAAGUCAACGAAACUUGAAAACAAAAUUCUUCAAGAAUCUUAGGUUAAUUGGCACCUUGGGUUUCAUUUCUAUGUAUGUUUGUGCCAUAUUGCUAUCUGUUCGUUGCAUUGUGUAGUUAGCUCAUUUAAAAACAUAUCCGAGAUCUGUUAUUCUCAAAAGUGUAAUUAAAUUAUUUUUUGUACAUACGAGAUAUAUAUGCAUUUUCAGAUGCACAAACCGUUUUACUGUUCAGCUCUUAUUAAUUUUCGUUUACUGGUAAUCAAUGUGUUUCGGAACUUCUUGAAUGAAUUGGUUACAUAUUCAUUUCAGAACUUUGAUAAAUUUAACAGAGAGGUAAACAAUUGGCCCAAUGAAUCAAUAUUUAUACCAUGUGUUUCAAUAAAGGCAGGUAUUGGCUGA